CCCGCGCGUGUAUCGUAAGGCGACGUACAAAAGAUUGCUCGGUUGCAGCUACAUUUCCGUAUUUCGUUUGGCAGUAGAAAAUGUCUUAAGUGUUUAGCAACUUGUAAGCGGUGGCGAAAACUACUCGGAAACAAUGGAAAGCAGCAGCCACAAAAUCUACAGAAGGUGGAUUUAAAAAUAAGAGAAAAAGAAGCAAGUACUGCUUUCAAGGAGCAGGAAUUCAUCUGGCGUUAUUGUUUAUUUUUAUUAUACUUAUUUGUCGCUUAUCAUAAUUUGUGUUCUGUCUCAAAGCAACGUACAGUGUUUAAAAAGCAUUCACUACCGAAAUGUAAAAUGCGUCCAAAGAUAAAAGGAGUAUUGCCUAAAGUGCUCACCUUACAAUAACAAAAAAGGGCCCGUCCUCCCCUUCCCGGCUAAAAGCUGAACCUCAAAUGGGGGCCCAAACCCUGGGCGAACAGAAACGUCUGCACCAGGCAUGGCCUAAAGACAGGUGGCGAUGGCGCCAAGGGGGCCUCCCCAGCUGGGGAGCCACCCGUGAAAAGGCCCCGUCCUCUUGCCACACUCUGCCCCUCCCUCGGAAGGGCCUCAGAGACGACGAACGCGACCCUCCGCGGCCGCCAAGAGGAAGCUUUGCGGGUUGAAUGGCUGCCUGCUAUCCAGCCUGUCAAAAGCACAGGACUCCUCCCCAGCCGAAGCCCCACCCGCUAUCAGUCGCCUCGCCUGUCCGUUGGGCUUCCCAGCGAGCGGCGCGUGGGGAUCGGAAGUGCCCGGCGAUCCGCUCCGUGAUCGGCCGGCCAGCCGGCAGGCGGAGAUUGCAAUGGCGGCUGAAGCUCCCCCAGCCGCCGGUGCUCCUCCUGCUCGGCCCCUUGCGGGGUUGCAGCGGGUGCGGGAGGCUCUGCGCGCGGCCCUGGCCGGCCUGCGAGGUGGCGAAGGCCGGGACGGCGCCGGAGGAGACUUCGAGCCGAGCCGCUUCUGGGGCUCCCUCGCGCAAGCCUUCCAGGCCGCCUCCCACGAAGCCACGAAGCUGACCCUGGCAUUCUCCAGACCUCCGCUGCCCUCUCUCGAGGAGCGAGAGAGCCUGGCCGAGGGGGUGCGCCAUGCUGUGCUGGCAGCUGUCUCCGUGUAUUACCAGCUCCCGAAGGACCAAGGGACCACCCUACGCAAAACCGUGCAUGAUGCCACUGUGGAAGUGGUGGAGGGAAUGAUCCAGCUCACAGAGGUUAUUCUCCGGACCCCGCUGCAGAGCCUCUCUCGGGAGCAGCUCAACUCCACGGGGGGCAUUUGGGAGGCCUGUGGCCGCAUUUCCUGCUUGCCCCGAGAUAACCAGGCAGCUGUUGCACUGGCCAUUUCCUGCUCUCUGGGGGUUGUCAGAGAUGCGCUGGAGGAGAUGGAACAGGCGCAGAGAGAAGGCGGAGACCCUUAUGGUGACCUGGAGGAUGAAGACUUGGGCUCCCGGGGGAACAGGGACAUCUACUGGUCAGAGGCUGACCGGCAGCUGCUUGGCCCCUGCACGGGGCUGGUGAAAGCUGCCAAAGCAUGCCUGAAGAAAGUGGCAGGGGCCGUGAGAUCCCACGGCAAAGCGGGCACGAUGGCGCAGGUGGCUCAGCUGGACGACAUUGCAGACGUUGCUGCUGACGUGAGUCCUAGCGUGGAUGAGCUGGUGCUGAGCACAUACCCACCUGUGAACCAGCUGACUCUCCGGCUGACUGCUGGGAAGCUGGCGGCUGUCUUGAAGAAGAUGCUAGAAGUUACCAGGGCCAGCCAUGUUUGCCCUCCCGCAGAAGAGAGCUGGGUGCUCUUUCUUGCUGGGGCAGUGGAUCACAACAUGGACAGAGUCAGAGGCUUCACCCAGGGACUGCUUUGAUGAGCCUUGCCUGCUGGAUCAGCUGGUGGCUCUGUGGCUGCUUGCAGGCGAGGGCAAGCACUCUAGAGGAGGAAGGACAAAGACUCCUGCGUGAAGCGGCUGCCCCCGCCCCCUUGGCAGGAGGAGGGGAGGGAGUCUUGCUGCCCUUGCCUGGGCAAUAAAGUCCUCCCAUGCUCA
Rhineura floridana is the source of this 2041-nucleotide messenger RNA. It is a transcript of the gene CCNDBP1, whose product is annotated as cyclin D1 binding protein 1. The coding region runs from base 818 to 1864 and encodes 348 amino acids. The transcript is spliced from 11 exons. The record is from RefSeq and is a predicted model, not a curated record. Gene Ontology annotation, biological process: regulation of cell cycle. Gene Ontology annotation, cellular component: nucleus. Lineage: Eukaryota; Metazoa; Chordata; Lepidosauria; Squamata; Rhineuridae.